This is a messenger RNA of Dermacentor andersoni, 8132 nucleotides long. RefSeq names its product ras-related protein M-Ras-like. The record is from RefSeq and is a predicted model, not a curated record. Lineage: Eukaryota; Metazoa; Arthropoda; Arachnida; Ixodida; Ixodidae. Gene Ontology annotation, biological process: signal transduction. Gene Ontology annotation, cellular component: membrane. Gene Ontology annotation, molecular function: GTP binding; GTPase activity.
CGCGUGUUUGAUCUCGUCGAUCUCGUCUCUGGUUCGUCUGGUUCUUUAUUCUAUGUGUAGGUGUUCUGUCGGUUCUGUGGUCUCUCUACGCGCAUGAUUCAUUUGCGCCUUAGUGUAGUGAUUAUGUGUUGUGCGAUGCUACAGACAGCUUGCGCCAGCUUAGAAGUGUCGAGUCCAGCGCUUUGAAGAACAUGCGUUUUGUGUGUGUACCAUUUCAUCUAGAAAAUGUAACGUGUGUCAACAGACGUGUGAUAAAAUUAUGCUGGGUUUAACCCUAAUCGCUCCAGAGGCCUCGGCGUGUUGUGUAAAAACAGUACGGUGCUUGCUCAUACCGGAAAAUACUCUUUUUAUUGUUAUGAGCCAAGGGCUGUGUUUUUGGCGCGGUUAGGUUUUCGAGUAGUAUCCAGAACUAUUGGCGACAAUGGCCGAGCCGCCGUGUGACAACGUUAUCACCUACAAGUUGGUCGUGGUUGGUGACGGCGGGGUCGGCAAGUCGGCCCUGACCAUCCAGUUCAUUCAGAAACUUUUCGUCACGGACUACGAUCCGACCAUCGAAGAUUCGUAUGUACAGCAUUGCAAGAUUGACGGCCAGGGGUGCAUUCUGGAUGUGUUGGAUACAGCGGGCCAAGAAGAGUUCAGUGCUAUGCGUGAGCAGUACAUGCGCAAGGGGGAUGGCUUCCUGCUCGUGUACUCUGUGACAGACAAGCAGAGCUUUGACAACAUCGGCCACUUCCACACUCAAAUCCUGCGUGUCAAAGACCGUGAUUCGUAUCCCAUGUUGCUGGUGGCCAACAAAGUGGACCUGGUGCACCUCCGACGAGUCUCUGAAGAACAAGGCCGAGAGCUUGCCCAACAGCUGAGGAUAAGCUACAUUGAGACAAGUGCCAAAGACCCACCUCUAAACGUGGAUGCUGCAUUUCAUGAAGUGGUGAGGAUAAUUAGAAAUCAACCGCCACAGGUCAACCAGAAGCGACGGAGAAGGUGGUGGAGGAACUCCCGCUGUGCCCUGCUGUAACGAGCCUGCCAUGUGCCACUGGUGUGACCUUUCCUGAGUGACAGGAUGCAACAUUUUUUUUCCAUUUUUUUCAUCUUGCGGAUCUUUUGAGGAUAUAGUAUGUUAUUUUGAACACCGGGUAAUUAAUUUCGCAGCUAAAGAAAAUCAAUGCAAAUGAGUUCAGGCAGCAUUGGGGUUAUCCUUGGCGUACUUCCCAUAUCAUACUGCGCUGCGAUCUUUUCUUUUUCUUUCUUUUUUCUUUUUUUAAACUGUUGCAGCCACAGUCACUCUUCCAUGUGCAGCUGUUAUGGCCAGUUUUUACCAGCACAGCCAUUUUCUCUAGGCCUCUGUUUGAUUGAGGAGGAAAACAAACCAACCAAAGAUCAGAACAGAGCUCCAUGGCAGUUGCAUUGACCAUUUUCAAAGCAUAAACUGUUGUCAACAAGACCUUGUACAUAACUUGAGUGGCCAUAUUGAAUGAGCACAUCUAUGAGCUUUAGAACUACCCGUAUUGACUUUUGUCAUGUUUUGAUCUCUUCAUUCAACUGUGCUUUUUGUUUUCCAUUAUGCCUGAAUUCAGGAGACUAUGUAUCGGGAUUCGUCUGUGCUUCAUAUAAAGCUUCAACACAAGCAGGUGAUCACAAGAGAAACACAUCCCCUUCAGGAGCUGUGUGCACAAUUGUGCACACCAAGAUAGUGCAUCAAAAGAAAAAGCACUUAUGAAAAUAAUCAUAUCUAAAAUGUGUCGCAGACAUUGUGAAACACUUAUGAUUGGACCUAUGUUGCAAGUUUGAGUAAUAUGUGUAAGUUGUCUUAGUAAAAAAUGAGUUGGAAGGUAGAUGUCUUGGUAUUUGCUCUUAGUAUGUCGUCGUGUAGCGGGUCCACUUUUAGAGUGCGCCUCUUAGGCACCCAUUCCUGGGUAAAGUGUCGGCGCCCCUCGGUGUAACCGCGCGAACGCGGUCGUCAUCGCCUUCUAUCACAGUUGGCCCCGAUGCCGCUCAUCGUGCCAGCAUUCACAUACUGCCCCUCCCUCUGUGAAGGCGCUAACGGCACUGGCCCACUGCCAGUUAUGCUGUGAUUUCGGUCUCAAAUUCAUUGCCUCAGUAUAUCGCGAAAUGAAAAUGCGUAUCGAGCUGCGCUCACAUUUUCCAUUAGGAAGAUCGUAAUCAUUGGACACUUUGUUUCAUUGUUUUUUUACAGUGUUUUACAUACAUUGUGUGUUUCAAGCGGCUGGACCGAUGCUUUUCAAUUGUGCUAGACAUGAAAUAGUUGGUGCCUUUAUAUGAGAUGUUAUAUAGAGUUCUUGCAUGAAGUCCACAUUCUGUAGAGUUGACAAAACUGACUGAAGAAUUUAAAAUUUAUAAUCUGUUAUGCAGCAACACGCUUUUCAUGUUUCUGAAGAUACAGAAAAAUCUGAUAUAACUAGACUAAAUGGAAAGACUCGAUUGAUGCCUGAAGGGGAUAUGGGAUCAAUGCUCUUCUGUCAGGUGUUCACUUCGAGUAAGACAUUUAGUGUCUAAAGCGUGAGAUGGAUGCCGUUCUUUAGUCACUCACUUAGUCACUCACUUGGUGACUUAGCAAAAUCUGUGUCGUUAUUGUUGCUUUUAUGUGAAAAUUUUAUAGUAGUUUUAUGGGAAAGUGCAAUGGAGUGCGUAGAUAUGUACCAUAUGUUAAUGGUGGUUUCCUCAAAUCAUCAAAAUCUGUUAAAGUAUGUACCAAAUUGAUAUAAAUCUCUUUUUUCUUUUUUUUUUCCAUUCUUUUGCGCAGUAGAACUUAAGUUCUCUUGCAAAUGUGCAUGGUUAUACUUUCUUGUUUGCAAAAGAAAAAUGUUAUGCAGUAAGCCAACUUCUGUGCACUCUUGAAAGUAUUUUCCAUAGCAGCAGAAUGAAAGAAAGAGCUAAGGAUUUAAAGUAAUACAGUGCACAGAUCAUUGCAGUAAACUGUCUAAACCUGGGAGGCAAUUCUGUAAGUGUCUACCUAGUGGACAUGUCCAUUUUGUCUGCUGCUGAAGUGCUGAUUGGCUGGGGGUGCCUGUCUCCUUAUGACACGUACCCCAGUCCAGCCAAUCAUAACUCCAGCAGCCGAGGAAAUGUACAUGUCCACUAGGCGAACACUUGCAGAAUACUCCCCCAGGAGCAACUCUACUGAAAGCGUAAAAAAAUUUAUAAUGGGAGAAAUAUGCUCUCUGUGCAGGCAUGUGCUGUAAACAAUCAUGGAGAGUAAUUAAUAAAGGAAAAAAGAGACAUCCACCCGAACGUAGCAAAGUGCUACAAAGGAAACCCAUAUGGGUUUUACGGAAAAUAAGCCUCGAAGUCAAAGAAAAAUUCAUCCUGGUCAAGGACUCAAACCCGGGACCACCGCCUUUUCGGGGCAGCUGCUCUACCAUCUAAGCUAACUAGGCGUCUAGCAGAUGGCAGGGUGAGGUUGAAUUUGUCAACAACUCAAAGUGAAGGCAAGAGUUUGACGUAAUAGUUCUGUGGAAGCCCGCAAGGGCGCGAGUUGUUGACAAAUUUGACUUCGCCCUGCCAUCUGCUAGACGCCUGGUUAGCUUAGCUGGACGACUGGCCCGGAAAGGCGGUGGUCUCGGGUUCGAGUCCUGGGCCAGGACGAAUUUUUCUUCGACUUCAAGGCUUUACUUCGUGGAACCCGUAUGAGUUUCCUUUGUAGCGAUUUGCUACGUUUGGGUGGAUGUCUCCCUUUUCCUUUAUUAAUUACUUCUCUCCACCUUGCGAGCUUCCGCAGAACUAUUACGUCAAACUCAUUGCUUCGAAUUGUUGACAAAUUUGACUUCGCCCUGCCAUCUGCUAGCCGCCUGGUUAGCUUAGAUGGUAGAGCGGCUGCGCCGGAAAGGUGGUGGUCCUGGGUUUGAGUCCCGGACCAGGGUGAAUUUUUCUUCAACUUUGAGGCUUUUCUUUCUUGGAACCCAUAUGGGUUUCCUUUGUAGCAAUUUGCGACGUUUGGGUGGAGGUCUCAUUUUACCUUUAUUAAUUACUUCUCCCCGCCUUGCAGGCUUCUGCAGAACUAUUACGUCAAUCAUUGAGAGUGAUAGCAAUGGCACACAGCUUGUUUGGUGAGCGCUGUGCCCAUUCCACAUGCAUUGCUUUCUGGGUUAGCUUAGCAAGACUCCAUGGUUCCUCCAUGCCAAAUUGGAGCAAUCUAGGAGCUUGCGCAGCUGUUAUCUGAUGACAGCUCCCUAAAUCUGCAAGAGUCUCUAUAAUAGCAGAAAACGCAUUGAAAAUAAUUGUGCAUGUGACAUAGAGGAAAGUGAAAUCUUUUCACGGACAAGUACCUGGUGCAUUCAAUUACAAGUAAGCAAAUUGCAUUGGUAGGUGGUUGGUCACGUGCCACUUGUACACGAGUGAUGACAAAGUUUAUCCAUAGGGCAUGGCUUCUCUUACUCUUGGGAACCAUGGUAUAUAUUAGGUUAUCUCGUAAUUUGCUAUUGUACUUGGGUAACAAUGCAAUUGUAGGACCCUGCGAUUGGGUCCAUCAAUGCUAAAAUAACAUCUUUCAAUUUAUGCCCUUAAGGGACACUUAAAGGGAGACAUUAAAUCAAGCUAAGAGUAGUAGAUUGGGGUCCUAGAAACCCCUCGGUGUUUGUGCCCUGCUCCAAGAGAUAAGCUGCUAAUAAUAUUGCAGUUGACAAGAGCUUGCCCUUUAGAGUGCAGUGGUACUGCUCUGCACCGAUGAUCUCCGAACGCAUGCCCAUCUGAACUCUGCUGUCCACACUGAGUGGAGUGCUGCACAGAGGGGGCCAGUCAUCAUCAUCAUCAGCCUAUAUUAUGUCCACUGCUGGACGAAGGCCUCUCCAUAAAAAUCUCCUAUUACCCCUGUCCUGCACCAACCGAUUCCAACUAGCGCCUGCGAAUUUCUUAAUUUCAUCACCCCGCCUAGUCUUCUGCUGUCCUCGACUGCACUUCCCUUUUCUUGGAUCGCAUUCCGUAACCCUAAUGGUCCACUGGUUAUCUAACCUACGCAUUACAUCACCUGCCCAGCUCCAUUUCUUUCUCUUAAUGUCAAUUAGAAUAUCGGCUAUCCGCGUUUGCUCUCUGAUCCGUACCGCUCUCUUCCUAUCUCUUAACAUUAUGCCUAUAAUGCUUCGUUCCAAUGCUCUUUGCGCGGUCCUUAACUUGGUCUCAAGCUUCUUUGUCAGUCGCCUAGUUCCAGUCUCUGCCCCAUAUGUUAGCACCGGUAGAAUGCACCGAUUGUACACUUUUUUUUUUUUUAUAAUGAUAAUGGUAAGCUGUCAGUCAGGAUCUGACAAUGUCUGCCGAAUGCGCUCCAACCCAUUUUUGUUCUUCCAUAAUUUAUCUUCUCCUGAUCAGGGUCACCUGUGAGUAAUUGACUUAGCUAAACGUACUCCUUCACAGGCUAGAGGCUGACUGGCGAUCCUGAACUCUUGUUCCCUUGCCCUGCUAUUGAUCAUUAUCUUUGUCUUCUGCAUAUUAAUCUUCAACCCCACUCUUAUAUUCUCUCUGUUAAGGUCCUCAAUCAAUUGUAACUCGUUCCCAGUGUUGCUGAACAGGACAGUGUCAUCUGCAAAUCGAAGGUUGCUGAGAUGAUCGCCGUUGAUCCUUACUCCUAAGCCUUCCCAGUUUAAUGGCUUGAAUACUUAUUCCAAGCACACACUGAGGGCCAGUAUGCUGCCAUAAAAUAUUCCAUUGUUGGACAGUGUUGAAAAAGUAGCAUCUGCGAGUUUUUCAACAGGAAAACCUGGUUAGGUUGGCCAGACUGUAUUUCCAUUUAUGGUCAUAUGUAAUGUAACAAUCUUGUUUUAUCGUUGAUCAGCUACUAUUUUACAUUUUAACAAGGGACUUUAGACAUCAUUGGGAUCAGAAAGAAGGUAAACUUUAUUUCAAGAACUCUGGUCCGGCUUUACCUGCUUUGUUCCAUUUGUUGUCAGCCAUGUCGAGGUUUGUGAUCUGUCUGGUAAUGGCUUGUACGUAGUAGGGGCGAGUCCACCACUUUUAAGAUUAUGUAGGCCUACAAGAGAGCACAAGCUUGGCCAGGCAUGCCUCGAUUGCAAGGUGCUUUGGGAGCCGUUUUUGCAUUUUUGCAGUUGUGGUGCAUAUCCUGCCCCGUGUUCUUCAUUUUCUCUACUUCAAUAUCGCUGUGCUUGGCAAGAGUGACAUUUUCAACUCUGUGUUGUAAUCUACCUACUAGCUUCAGUCGGUAUUUUUAUCUUUAGUGCCUCUUUGUGUUACUUAUGUGUUAGAAUCAGCUGUGGAGAAAAGCUUACACAUCAAUAUAUAAUAAAAUAAUAGUUGCUGUGGCUGCUUUGCAGAUAUUUAAUUCUAUCACUCACGUUAUUGCUUGUCAAGUGUGCUGCAUAUUCACAGUAUGGUAGUAGUCUUUGGGCCUUUGCCUUCAGCUUUGCCGAAUGAAGCAGCACCCAUUGGCCAGUGUAAUGUACCUUGAGUGAUCUCAGAUAUGUGCGUGUGGUGUGUAUUUGUACCGAUUUUCGUGCAGUGUUGUGUGAUGCUGAGGUGUCCUAACAGUUUUCUCUCUCAAUGUUAGCCCUGCCCCUUUCUUUUUCAUAUCUUGUUAUGUAUACACAAGCAGCUCACGUUUUCUUGCCUUUAACACAUCUUGAAAUGCAGCUUUAUACUUUCCAUAGCCAUUUGCUUUCUGUGCUCUAAGUUUUGUUCUCACCGAUAAGUGUUUCUCACAGAAGAAGUAAGUGCAACAUAGCUCUUGCCUUGCUUAGUUUUUCUAAUUCUUAAUGCAAGAAGGCAGUCAUAAUUAAACACAGACUUUGCUGGGGGCAUAUUAAACAGCUCGAGCACGGGAGUGAGAUAAGCCCCUGUAGUCUUACCAUCUUGAACUUCACAGUCAAUUUUUUGUUGCUGUAUUUUUGUUCCGUGGCACUGCUGCCUCAUAUCGCUAAUCGUUGUACCACAAGGGUACAAAAAUCAUGAAGCGAUUGGAAUCCAUUCUAUUUCUUUAACCUCCUUACUUAAACACAGUAAGAAAGUGCUUGCAAGAGCCUUUUGGAUUCUUUGUUGGUUUUCAUUCCAAAGGUGCGCUCACUUGUCACAUGUGCAGUUUGUGGCUAUAGCUGGACAAAGCAUACAAUUCUGGGAGGUAUCUGUCUAAAUAUCAGUCAGAGUGGGAUGACACUAAAUGCUAUUUCCCUGUCACUGCACAAUACAUUGUUGAUGACACAGGGUUAGCCAGAUUGCUUGCAGCUAAUUGUCAACGGAGAAAUUACAAUUUUUUACAUUCAUAUCUGCGCAACAUAUGUUGGUGAUAUUUCCUUUUCCAGGCAUUUUUAAAGGACAACAUUGUCUGGCUCCCACCCAACAGUGCAUACAAAGAGUGGUUUAGUUCUGAAUCACUUGAGUGUUCCUGAAGCUCUGCAGUGUUUGCAAAAAAAACUUAUUUUCUCAAGUGUCACUACAGCACUGAAUAUACAUUGUGCCUACGGCUCAACUUUUGACGAGCUCUAAGCAUAUUUUCCCCCUUGUCUGAUUGAACAACUACAUUGCAAUUCAGUAUCUACUGCUGACCUGAAGUAGUGCUGUCUUAUUUUUCUUGAUGGUACAUGCUUCAGCUUUGUACAAUAUUAUUUGCAUCAGCUGUUUCAUGAUGAACCCUGAUAUUUUCAUUUCUGCUUCUUGUCUAGUCUGGCUUGGAUGUUUAUGGUUAAAUUAAUAUAUUUAUUAAGCUUUAUAAUGGCUACAUUUGUGCUGUGUACACCAGUGUUCUUUGGUAAUGUGUGCAUUCUAAGCAUUUUGUUAGAAUUUUAUUUUUGGCUUAAGGUCGGAAUGAACAGAUGAUGCAGAGAGCCGUCUUAGACUUUUGUUGUCCUCUAAGGAAGAAGAUGCCAUUUUUUGUACAUGUGGUUUCCAGAAAUGAAGACCUUGAUGUUGUUGACCUUGUGUUGAAAUGGCGCAUACUCUCGUGUUAACAGAAAUUGAUUGAGGUGAGAGGAUUAUUAGCACACAUUUUAGUGUUACAUAUCAGCUUAGCAGCUGGUUGGUGGUAUUUAUGUUGGCGUGUGUUUUCUUAUUAGUGGUUAAUAAUGUAACUUAUGCAGCUUGUUUAUCUUUACAUUCUCAGCUCUUUAUAAAGUGGUUUGUUGUCUGUGGUACAGAGUGUAAUCUUUAGUUCAUAAAACAGACAUUGUCUUAUUGUA